GACAUAAAAAGUAUACGGUCUGGUUUUAUUUAUGAAUUAAUAGAGUUGAUCAAUCCUCGUCUAAAACCAGGAUACAACUCUACUCCGGAAGUAGUCUUUGUUCUCGUCACUGCAGGCGAUUGAUCAACAAGUCGCGACGUUUGCUCCGAGUUUCAUCCGAAGAAUUAUUGUUUGUAAAGUAUUUUAAUCAUCUAUUGCAACGUAUUUUAUCUAGAACAACGGACAAGAAGAAUUAGAAAGCCAACUAAUGGAAACUAAUGAUGUUAAAACUAUUCACCAGUGUGGUGUAUGUGAUGAAAUUUUUCAACGAUAUGAUGAUUUAGUAAAACACAAUAAGAUACAUGUUAAAGAAGAGAAAACUGAUGAUGUAGAUGAAUAUUGUCAUGUUCAAUUUAAAGAAGAGAAAACUGAUGAUAUAGAUGGAUAUUGCCAUGUUAAAGAAGAGAAAACUGAAGAUAUUGAAACAUGCUAUCAGUGUAAUUUGUGUGAUGAAGAAUUUAAAUCGGACACUGAUUUAGAGAAACACUGUGAAAUACAUGUUGAAGUCGAGAAAAUCAACGACCAAACUGAACAGAUCUCUGGACAAUCCAAAGAUUGUAAGACAAAGCGUGACGAGAAUUUUAAAUCUGAUAUUUGUAAUAAAUCAUUUAAUGAAAGUCAGCAAUUACAAAAUCACAUCUUGAAGCACACCAAUAAAAACCCAUAUAAAUGUGGUGUUUGUGGUGAGGCUUUCGUUAAUGGUAGCCCCCUGAAACGACACAUGGCAGUUCAUUCAGGAGAGAAAAUAUAUGAAUGUAAUCUUUGUGGUCGAACAUUAAGUUGCCUUAGCAUACUACAGAGACACAUGAGAAUUCAUACUGGUGAAAAACCUUAUAGAUGUGAUGUUUGUAGUAAAUUGUUUUCUACCUGUAGUAAUUUACACCUGCAUGAAAGAACGCACAGUGGAGAAAAAGCAUAUACCUGUGGAGUUUGCGGCAAAUCUUUCAAACAUUGUAGCACUCUUCAGUUACAUAUGAGAAUUCAUACAGGUGAAAAACCUUAUAAAUGCGAUGUUUGUGGUACAUCAUUCGCCCGAAUUAGUACCCUACAAGCACACACGAAACGUUCGACCGACGAAAAAAUGUAUAAAUGCCAUUUUUGUUGUAAAUCUUUCAUGAAUCUUAUCAAUCUAAAAGAACACAUCACAAUUCAUCCAGAAGCAAGAACCAUGGUCAAUCAUUCAGCCUCAAAAGUCAACUACAGAACCACAUGAAAACUCAUAUCGGUGAUAAAUCUUAUAAAUGUAAUGUUUGUAGUAAAUCAUUCACCCAGUGUAGUUCUCUACAAUCACAUGUCA
Molecule: messenger RNA, 1336 nt
Organism: Patella vulgata (common limpet)
Lineage: Eukaryota; Metazoa; Mollusca; Gastropoda; Patellidae
Product: zinc finger protein 239
Exons: 2
Coding region: 248-1252 (334 amino acids)
Biological process (GO): regulation of cytokine production; negative regulation of transcription by RNA polymerase II; regulation of immune system process
Source: RefSeq, a predicted model, not a curated record